CCCGAGUGAAAUGUACACACAGAUUGUUAGCAGAGGAUGUGAGAAAAUGGGGACCAUUUUGGCUCCACCACAAUGCAGCACAGUGUUCCAAAUAGAGCAAUUGAGCCAACAUGGCAAACAAACCGUUCAGUUUCAUCAUAGCGUCCACAACGACCUCCUGCUCGCAGCAGAUUGUGAAGUAUGGUCGGGGGUAUGUCGUCCUGUGCGUGUUUCAGUUUUGUAGACAAUCGUAUUGAUAGUAAAUAAGAAAGGUAAUUUAUACCUGACAUAUGUGCAAGUGUCUAUUUUUCCACAACUUGUAAUUUUUGAUCGGGCUUGUAUUUUUACUUGCUGAAAACGCAAGUUCAAUUUUUGUAUUGAUUAUAACAACUAAUCAUUACAUUACAUGCCAUGCUUUUUACCACGUCAAGGAGCGAUAUUACGUUUUUUAUAUAGGAUUACAGCUGUCGAUUACAAACAACUGACCGAUUACACUGCUGUUUUUUUCAAGUUAAACUUGGCUCGGUCAUUGCGGCAAACCGUUCAAAAAAGUAAAGCAUAGGAUUUUCUUCACAGAGAACGUGAUCCCCUCCGGAAGAAUAAACUGAUUAAACCAUAAAACAGUAAUUCAAUAAUCCAGUAUAGACAGUGUGUUAUAAUAUCUGAAUAAUCAGAGCUAGUACUAUGGUGAAUGUGGUGUUUCUGCACCCGGAUUUAGGGAUCGGCGGUGCAGAGCGGCUUGUAGUGGAUGCCGCUCUGGCACUACGUUCCAAGGGCUGUAAUGUUCAAAUAUGGACCGCACACUACGACCCUGAACACUGCUUCUCGGAGACCAAAGACCCCGACCUCCCCAUAGUCUGUGUGGGGGAUUGGCUGCCCACAAGCAUCUGUGGAUACUUCCACGCACUCUGCGCCUACAUUCGCAUGGUGUACGUCGCCCUGUACCUUAUCUUCUUCAGCGGGGUGGAGUUUGACGUUGUGUUUUGUGACCAGGUAUCGGCAUGCAUCCCUGUAAUCAGACUCACUAGGAGGAAGAAGAAAGUCCUUUUCUACUGCCACUUCCCAGACCAGCUCCUCACGGCACGCAGCUCGUUCCUCAAGAGACUCUACAGGGCUCCCAUCGACCGCCUGGAGGAGGCCACCACCGGCAUGGCGGACUGCGUGGUGGUCAACAGCCAGUUCACAGCAGGCGUCUUCAAACACACCUUCAAGUCCCUGUCCAGUGUGCACACAGACGUCCUGUACCCUUCACUGAACUUCAGCACCUUCGACACAGAACCUGCAGAGCUUGGCGGAUUGGUCCCGGCAGAGAAGAGCUCUGUGUUCCUAUCCAUCAACCGGUACGAGAGGAAGAAGAACCUGCCCCUGGCCCUGGAAGCCUUGAAGGACCUUCAGGGCAGGCUCUCCGGGAAUGAUUGGAAAAAGGUUCAUCUUGUGAUGGCUGGUGGCUAUGAUGAGAGAGUGCCGGAGAACGUGGAUCACUACAAGGAGCUCAAAGACUUAUCCACUAAGCUUGGCUUAUCGGACAGUGUAACCUUCCUGCGGUCCUUUUCUGACGAGCAGAAGGUCUCCCUCCUCCAUCACUGCACCUGUGUCCUCUACACGCCCAGCAACGAGCAUUUUGGCAUUGUCCCUGUGGAGGCCAUGUACAUGCGCUGUCCGGUCAUCGCUGUCAACUCAGGCGGCCCGCUUGAGUCCAUAGCCGACGGGGAAACUGGGUUCUUGUGCGAUCCCCAGCCAGCAUGCUUCGCUGAGGCCAUGGAGAAGUUUGUGAAGGACCCCGGCCAACGACUGGGCAUGGGGGAGGCCGGGAGAGACCGGGUUUUAAAGCUCUUUUCUUUGGAUGCAUUUUCGGAACAGCUGUACCAAUACAUCUGUAAACUGACAGAAUAAAGCACACACGGGAUAAGGUAUUUUGAAUGCAAUUUUGAAUGAUUACACGGAACCUGGAUCUUUUUCUAAUAUUUUCUAACUUGAGCUGGACUUCAAUUUAGUUUUUCUGUAUAUCCUUAGGGAACCUAAAUUUGAUGUUCUAAAAGCAAUUACUUUGAACCUCCCUAGAUGGACUACAGAGCCCCGAUAUAACUGUAGAUCAUGUACUGUAUUUGUUAAAUCCAUGCAUUCCUUGUAAUUGUUCCAAUAAAAAAAAUCCCUUUCGCUAUUGUAAUAAAAUAAACAUUGUUGCCACAUUA
Messenger RNA from Acipenser ruthenus (sterlet), 2171 nucleotides. RefSeq names its product ALG2 alpha-1,3/1,6-mannosyltransferase (gene alg2). The record is from RefSeq and is a predicted model, not a curated record. The coding region runs from base 664 to 1872 and encodes 402 amino acids. Lineage: Eukaryota; Metazoa; Chordata; Actinopteri; Acipenseriformes; Acipenseridae. The transcript is spliced from 2 exons. Gene Ontology annotation, molecular function: GDP-Man:Man(1)GlcNAc(2)-PP-Dol alpha-1,3-mannosyltransferase activity; alpha-1,3-mannosyltransferase activity.